AUGGAUUCGUCCGCGACCACAACAAUUUCUCUCGUCGGCCCGCCGGAGAUCCACCGGAAGUCUACCCCUCCCGCUGCUGCCACCGCCCCCGCCACCACGGGAAAUCCGUUCAUGGACCUCAUGGUGGCCAACUAUAAUAAGACGGCGGUCUCGGCCCCCCUCCCACCCAUGGGCUUCACCGAGAACUUCUCGCCGACAUUCCUUUCCUCCGGAAACCCCUGUCUGGACUUCUUCUUCCACGUCGUCCCCGACACGCCGCCGGAGGCCCUCGCCCAGCGCCUGAAGCUGGCCUGGGAAGACGACCCGCUGAAGGCCCUAAAGCUCGUCUGCAACCUCCGCGGCGUUCGCGGCACUGGUAAGACAGACAGGGAGGGAGGGUACACGGCGGCGCUGUGGAUCCACAAGAACCACCCUAAGACCCUCGCCUGCAACGUCGCCCCCCUGGCCAAGUUUGGCUACUUCAAGGACCUCCUCGAGAUCCUCCUCCGCCUCGUCGAGGGCCCCGACGCACGUACACAGGCUAAGGCCGCUUACCGGAGUUGGAAAUCGAGCGGCUCACGCCGGGCUCGCGAGCUUGCCAAACGCCGGCAGGCCAAAAAACCCAAACAGAUGGCCCCACGAUAUGGCGACAUAAGGAAGAAGACUCACGGCCGGAUGAGGAGGACAUCCAACCGGCCGAGCAACUCGAAUGACCAGCCGAAACUAAGCAACGUGGAGAAGAGGCUCGAGCGGGCGAAGAAGGCCUUUGAGAGAUUCAGUUGCGACCCGGAUUACAGAUUCCUCCACGACCGUGUGUCGGAUUACUUUGCCCUGUGCCUGAGGUCGGACAUGGAGAUGCUAAACUCCGGCCAAUCGAACAAAAUCAGCCUUGCUGCCAAGUGGUGCCCCUCCCUCGAUUCCUCGUACGACCAGGUCACUUUGCUUUGUGAGCCCAUUGCCAAGAAAGUCUUCCCUAGGUCCGAAUAUCCCGAAUACGAAUUAGUGGAGGAGUUCUUGUCCCUCUUCGUAAGGCCCUUGAGCUGCCGGAGCUCUACAUGA
Molecule: messenger RNA, 1038 nt
Organism: Striga hermonthica
Lineage: Eukaryota; Viridiplantae; Streptophyta; Magnoliopsida; Lamiales; Orobanchaceae
Source: the annotation of a GenBank genome assembly